CACCUUUUCAGAGUUAAAUCCCUGAUUGUGCGUCUGCAACAGGAGGUGGUAUUAAAAUGCGCCUGUAACAAAUGGGGUUUUUGGAGAGGCUGCAACUCCGUGGGCGGAGCGAGAUGACACAACAAUUAAAGAUGAACUUUGUGUGAACUAAUUUCUGUCGCCAAGCCAAAGGUAACAGGAGGCCGAGACCUGGGGAAAAGGGUAUAAAAAGGCCGUAGAAACACCCAUACGGUUCAGAAGCAAACAAUCUCUUGCUCCACCUAAAAGUCCUCACAAAGUUUAUAGUUGGUUUGAGUUACGCGCACUAGUACAAUGGCUUUGAACACCUUGCUGGCGACACUUCUGUGCACCAUUGUGCUUCCAAUCUUUCUCUUUUUAGUCGCGGUGAAGUUAUGGGAGGUUUAUUUGAUCCGUGGUCGGGAUCCCAGCUGUCCAGCCCCUCUUCCUCCUGGAUCCAUGGGCUUACCUUUCAUCGGAGAGACGCUCCAACUCCUUCUCCAGAGGAGAAAGUUCCUGCGGAUGAAACGGCAGAAGUAUGGAUGCAUUUACAGAACGCAUCUCUUUGGCAACCCCACGGUGCGCGUCAUGGGCGCGAACAACGUCAGACACAUUCUGCUGGGGGAACAUAAACUUGUCGCGGUGCAGUGGCCCGCUUCCGUCAGAACUAUUUUGGGAUCGRACACGCUCUCCAAUAUGCACGGGACCCAGCACAAAAACAAGAAAAAAGCUAUAAUGAGAGCGUUCUCCCGGGAUGCCUUGGAGCACUACAUCCCGGUGAUCCAGGAGGAGGUGAGGAGCGCCGUGAGGSAAUGGCUACAGAAGGACUCCGACGUUCUAGUCUACCCCGAGAUGAAGCGCCUCAUGUUCCGCAUCGCCAUGAGGAUCCUCCUGGGCUUCGACCCGGAACAGAUCGAGACCGACGAGCACGAGCUGGUGGAGGCUUUCGAAGAGAUGAUCAAGAACCUUUUCUCCCUGCCGGUAGAUGUCCCCUUCAGCGGCUUGUACCGGGGAUUGAAAGCCCGAAAUUUAAUCCACUCCAAAAUCGAGGAGAACAUUCAGAGAAAAAUAGACAGUGGAAAAGAGGUGAAACACAGAGACGCGCUACAACAGCUGAUCGACAUCAGCAGGAACAGCAGCCAUUCAGCAUGCAGGUAAUACUCUAUACAUGUAUCCCCAUUCAGCAUGCAGGCAAUUAAGGAGUCAGCCACAGAGCUUUUAUUUGGAGGCCAUGAGACCACUGCCAGUACAGCCACCUCGCUGGUCAUGUUCCUGGGACUCAACCCUGACGUGGUCAACCAACUCAGACAAGAACUGCACCAGCAGGAGGAACGAGGUGUGGAUCUGCUGGGUCAGAAUGUGAACAUGGAGGUGUUGGAACAGUUAAAGUAUACCGGCUGUGUGAUCAAAGAGACGUUGAGGAUGAACCCCCCUGUUCCCGGAGGCUUCAGAGUGGUACUGAAGACUUUCCAACUCAAUGGUUACCAGAUCCCCAAAGGCUGGACCGUCAUCUACAGUAUCUGUGACACCCACGACGUGGCCGACGUGUUCCCCAACAAAGAGGAGUUCGACCCGGAGCGUUUCAUGGACGGAUCCUCCGAGGACUCCUCACGCUUCAACUACAUCCCGUUCGGCGGCGGCUCCAGGAUGUGCGUGGGCAAAGAGUUCGCCAAGGUCCUCCUUAAGAUAUUCCUGUUGGAGCUGACUCUGCGAUGUGACUGGACUCUAUCGAACGGUCCGCCGACCAUGAAGAUCGGCCCUACGGUCUACCCCGUUGAUAACCUGCCCACUGUGUUCCGCCGUCACAGCCGCACCUAGUGACCAUUAAAAACACACCUCCAUAUUAAAGCUAUGAAAUUGUAAAUAUAUAAAUAUUGUAAUGGGUUUUUUAGAUGAAAUGAUUCAUAUGUUAAUACAGAGUUGUGUAUAGUGUCGUUUGUUUCUAUAAAACACGACAUAUCUGGUGGAUCACUGACAUUCCUUUAAAGUGUCUAUGUACAUUUUGUURAUUUSUGUUAUAUWGCUUUUCAUAUCUUACUGCAGCUUAUUUAUAUUACAUGUUGUUGUAUGGACUUUAUUUAAUAAAAACAUGUUUUGUCAAUAAA
Salvelinus sp. IW2-2015 is the source of this 2102-nucleotide messenger RNA. Its product is annotated as cytochrome P450 26A1-like. Gene Ontology annotation, biological process: sterol metabolic process. Gene Ontology annotation, molecular function: oxidoreductase activity, acting on paired donors, with incorporation or reduction of molecular oxygen; heme binding; monooxygenase activity. The record is from RefSeq and is a predicted model, not a curated record. Lineage: Eukaryota; Metazoa; Chordata; Actinopteri; Salmoniformes; Salmonidae.